AGAUAAACCAGAAAAAAUGUUGGUAACACAUUCAAACAACUCACAUCUAGAUAUGUAACAGCAGGAGACAGAAGCAAAAUUUUUGGGUGAUCUGACAAAUAUUGAAAAGAAACAAACUAUUUCUCUAACACAGUAGGCCCACAAAAGCAAAACUGACUGAAGAACACAGGGGUUUUUUACCAAGGCAGAGCAAGGUGUUACUACCUGCCUAGAAGAAAUUCAUAAUAAUCCCCUAAAAAUACAGAAAACCUAUUUUUUUAAUUAAAAAUACGAUCACGCCAUUAAAUUAUCACAUUGGCAAUAUUCACUGUUUUUCAGGUAUUACAUUCAGGAUGAUUUAAUACAUUUUUCAGAGCAUACACAAAUAAAUAUUCAGAAUGCCUAAGUACCUUCCCCUGCCUUGGCACAGAUUCUCCUCAGAAGCAGCCAGGACUCAGAGAUAUUCUAAUUGCUCACCAGAGAGCAUUGCCAUGUCACUGUCACAAAAAAAGCAAUCUCAAACAACCUCCUGUACCCAAAACUCACCUUAAGAGCUUACCGUGUGUUUUACAUAAACCAAAAAUAUUUGAAGUUGUUUACUGGAAUUGUUUUGAAACACAAAAUGGAAUAAAAUUCCUAAGUGCUUAAGCAUCUUAGGCAUUCAUUUGAAUAGUUUUGCAUGGCAUAUAUGAAAUAUCUCAGUUCUAUAUAGUACAGCUGCAAGAAAUCAUAUGAUAAGGGGAUUUUUUUUCCUCAUUUAUUCCUAUCAAUGAAAUAUUGAGCACAAGAACAUAGUGUAUAAAAUGUAUUGGUCUCCUUGGACAUGAAAAUAUUGGAAAGACAGGCAUACAUCCCUAAAGGUGGCUGUGGAUUAGACUUGAUGAACACCUGCCAGCCUUCCCCCUCAGCAUUUUCUCUAGUAUGGUUAAGAGGGGGAGGUACAUACAGUGCUCCAGGUAUGACCAGGGGAUAUCAGGAAGCACAGCAGUGCUAAGACACUUAAUUUAAACAAAAAAAGAAACUGGAUUCCAGCUUUUGAGGUGACUUUAUCUGGCAGCAGUGCAGUAGGAUUCCCGAGGAUGCUGUUCUACUGUAGAACCAACUUCGAGCCUCCCAUUUGCUAUUCUGCAAGAGCAGUUCAAACAGGAUGCAGCCCUUCUUGCUGAGAUGCACCCAGAAUGCCGGGCUCAGUGUUGUUGGUGAAGGUUAGAGUUGUUAGUGAAGCUGUGUUUUCCACGGUGUUAUCUGCUUGCUUGAACAUCAUUUCCUGUAGUUAUUAAUUUUCUGCUUGUGCACGAAAUCAAUUUACAUCCUGACUCCCUAUGCUUAUUUCGCUUUUUUCUUUAAACUAAAAGAGUGAAAAUCAAUUCAAAAUUGUUCUGCAGCUGCUGAAUUAUUCUCCAUAUAAUGUCUUUACCAAUGCUGAGGGGCACCAUCAUGCAGCUGCUUAUAGGAACUGGAUUUCAUCUCACUGAGUGAACGGCGAAGGAUCAGUCCCUGCACAUUAACACUGUGGGAAAAGGGAAGAUCUUUCAACUCCAGUCUUUCUUAAGGAGAUGCACUAUAAAAAAUGUUCCAGCUAUAUGAAGGACGGACAACAGGGGCUGCAGCAGAGGUGCAGCAGGGAGCUGUGUGCGUCAGAAAGAGAAAAGAAAGAGGUGCUGUAGUGGCCAAGGAUGGGCCGCUAGCCCCUCUCACGGCAGGUCCAGUGCCUCCUGCAGCCUCAGCCUCACCUGAGACGCCACCUCAGCAGCCCCGCCCGGCCAACUCCAGCACCCGCCACCAGCACGUCCCACCCCGCUGCCCCGCAGAGGAAAGGGGCUGCCGAGCUGCGGACCCGCUCUGGGCCACGUCCCCCCUCCCCACCUGCAGCUGGGCUCAACUGGGCUCGGCCGGGAUUAGGCUGGGCUCGCCUAGGCUCGCCUUGGUUCGGCUGAGCUCGCCUCGGUUCGGCUGCGCUCGGCUGAGCGCCGCUCGGCUCCUCUCGGUCCGCAGCUCCGGGCCGGCCCCGCCGGAGGCGACGGCUUGGUGUGCGCGGCGGGGCCGGUGGGCGUGGAGCGGAGGGCGGCCGGAGCUGUCCGGAGGCCUUGCGGGCUGCCCCCGACCCUGGGAGGGCGGCGGCAUCUCGCGUCUGGCAGGCCGGGCGCUGGCCGGGGUCCGCAGCGGGGCCCGGCCGUGCUUCAGCGGGCCAGGGCUCUCCGCCUCACGGCGGGGGCACCGGGAGGAGGCGGCGGUGGCGUCUAGCGUUCAGGGAGAGAGACAGAUGACGUUGAAACCAUUCACUUAUCCGUUGCCCGAAACAAGAUUUCUUCAUGCUGGCAGGCAUGUGUACAAAUUUAAAAUCCGGUAUGGCAGCUUCAACAGCUCUCCCAGUCUCAGUCUCACUGAAAGUGCUGCCAAGGAAUCAGAGGAAGUGGUUCGAGUAAUCCUUGGAAAUCUUGAUGAUUUACACCCAUUUUCUACAGACCACUUCACUGUCUUUCCAUAUUUGAGUAAAUGGGAGCGAGUAUCAAAGAUGAAAUUCAAACAUGAGAAUGUCCAUCUUGUGCCUUAUCCCUACAUUUGUACAUUGUAUCUGGAAUUGAACUCAUUUCAGCGAAACAUAUCUUGUGGUAAAGAAGUAAAGAAGGGCACUGAUGAGCUUAAUUCCUCCAAAGCAAAUGAGCUUGAGUUUAGCCCAGCAUCCCUUACUAAAGACUGUGACCAACUGAGUUUGUGGGAACCUGUGGAAUUUGCCCUUGAACAAAAAAGAGUAGCCAGUCAGGCUGAGGGUGCAGUGCAGCUGCUGCAGCAAACGGACCAAACAGGAAAGAAAGGGAACAUGAAGUCAGAAGGAAGAGGUCUUUCACAGUCCUGGAGAAGCAUCAUCUUUGCCCUACUACAACAUCUUUUUGGUGGAAAAAAAUGACCUGGAAGUACUAAUUGUUGUGGAAAGGUAGAUUUGUAGUAUGAAUAUUGGGUUGCUCUUCUGUAAUUCAGCUUUUUAAUUCAAGCUUUUUGCUUGUCUCAGCUAUUAAAUGCUUUAAAUUAAAUUCUACUUUGCUAACGUUUUCAAAGUAACAUUCUGAAGAUGUUGGGUUAGAACAACGUGUUGGGUUUUUCUUCACAUCUUAGAGGUUUUGGAAUAGAGCAAGAAACUUGAAGAUUUUGAUCCUUAUGUGUCAUAAAUUGAAAAUUUCAUGUUAUGUGGUAUUCUAAUAAAACAAGCAUCAGCUUGGAA
This is a messenger RNA of Prinia subflava (tawny-flanked prinia), 3199 nucleotides long. RefSeq lists its product as uncharacterized. NCBI's taxonomy places the organism in Eukaryota, Metazoa, Chordata, Aves, Passeriformes, Cisticolidae. The record is from RefSeq and is a predicted model, not a curated record. Bases 1550 to 2887 code for a protein of 445 amino acids. Gene Ontology annotation, molecular function: DNA binding. Gene Ontology annotation, cellular component: nuclear inner membrane. The transcript is spliced from 9 exons. Gene Ontology annotation, biological process: meiotic attachment of telomere to nuclear envelope; homologous chromosome pairing at meiosis.